Hibiscus syriacus is the source of this 543-nucleotide messenger RNA. Its product is annotated as secreted RxLR effector protein 161-like. NCBI's taxonomy places the organism in Eukaryota, Viridiplantae, Streptophyta, Magnoliopsida, Malvales, Malvaceae. The transcript has a single exon. The record is from RefSeq and is a predicted model, not a curated record. Bases 1 to 543 code for a protein of 180 amino acids.
AUGACUGGAGCUAAGGCAGUCCCUACUCUAAUGAUUUUGUCAUCAAAGCUUAAGAAUGCUGCAUGUAGACCUCUUAGUGAUGGUCAACAGUUUCAGAGUAUUGUUGGUGGCUUAAUGUACCUCACUCACACCAGGCCAGACAUUGCAUUUAGUGUACAUCGUGUAGCACAGUAUAUGCAUAAUCCAUGUGAAGAACACUGGAUAGCUAUCAAACGAAUACUUCGGUAUUUGGCUGAGACAACUCACUAUUUUAUUGUAUUUCAUGCUAACAGUUCUACAAAUGACAUUGUUGCCUUUGCUGAUGCUGAUUGGGCAACCAAUCCAGAUGACCGAAGAUCCAUAUCAGGCCAAUAUGUAUUUCUUGGAGAAAAUCUAGUUUCAUGGAGCUUAAAGAAACAGAAAACUGUGGCUCAUUCAGCAAAAUAUCGAAGUAUUGCUGACACAGUUGCUGAAGUGGUUUGGAUUCAAUCAUUGCUACGAGACUGGGUGAAAAACAAUGAGAAGUUCCUGUUAUAUGGAGUGAUAACACUAGUGCAGUGGUGA